AUGGAGAAGACCAACGAAGGCCAAAUCGGCGAAAAUUGGGAAGAGAACACUACAAGAGUGCCAAAUGCCAAUGAAAUCCAUGGUCGUGCCAUCCAGCAGCAGGAGCACAAUCGUUCCUACUGGCAAACGCUCAACAAGGACCCUUGGCUUCUGUCCUGGAUCGGUCUCAUGCUAUGGACUCUUAUCGUGCGUGGCUUUGAAAAUCAGUCCGCAGGCUCGGUGAUCAGUAUUGCGGAAUUCAAGCGCCGUUUCGGCAAGGUUGAUGCGGAUGGGAGCUAUUUCAUCGAGACAAAGUGGCAGUCGGCUCUCAGCGGCGGUGGAAAUGCUGCUGCUAUUCUCGGUGCUUGGGUCUCGUCAUAUCUGGCUGAUAUCUUCGGUACCAAGCCGAUCCUGAUCACUGCCUGCGCCAUUAACAUCGCUUCUGUCGGCGUGGAGUUCGCUACUACAUCAAUUGGAAUGUUCUUCGGAGGCAAGAUGAUGAACUUUGUGGCGAUUGGUGUCUUCCUUAACCUUUGCACGGCUUAUGUUGCUGACAUUUCGCCGCUCGCGAUCCGUGCAUCUGUGAUCGGUUUCUGUAACCUCUCACAGUGCAUUGGACCCUUCAUCUCCGCAAUUAUGACGUAUUAUACCUCGCAAUGGGACAACGAUUGGUCGUGGAAGGCGCUUAUAUGCGCUCAAUGGGGAUUCGCUGUCAUUGGCUUCAUCGGGCAACUCUUCAUGCCAGAGUCACCAAUCUAUCUUGUCCGGAAGGGCAAAAUUGAGGCUGCACGCAAGGUGCUUGGUCGUCUUUACUCCGAGCCUAGCGAUGCGGACGGCCAUCUGGAGCGAAUCAAGCUUACUCUGGAGGAAGCCGAAUCGAAGCAGGAAUCAACGUAUAUCGAGUGUUUCCGCGGCACUAAUCUUCGACGAACUUUGAUUGCUAUUCUUGUGUUCCUGGCAGAGCCGAUGGCUGGCCUGGGAUUCGUUCAAAACUACGGCUCUCUGAUGUAUCAAUAUCUUGGUAUCGGAGACCGCCAGUCUUUCCUUCUUCAGAUCGGCGCCCAGAUCUUGUCUAUCUCUGGCGCGACCUGCUCUUUCCUGAUCGGUGACUUUUUUGGUCGACGCCCGAUGUUCCUAUGGGGCUGUAUCAGCUUGACUAUCCUAUUGCUUUGCAUGGGUAUCUCAGGAUCAGUAACUAGUACUCCCGGCGUGACCGCCGCUGUCGGCUUUUAUACAAUGUAUAACUUUUUCUUUAACAUCGGCGUUGGGUCAAAUGUCUACGCAAUCGCCGGCGAAGUGCCAACCUCUAUCUUGCGAACCAAAACCCUCGCCAUCUCACUGAUCGUCUCCAACGCCGUAAACACGAUGUGGUCAUUUGUCGCUCCCUACAUCUUCAACCCCGGCUACGGCAAUCUGAAGGCCAAGAUUGGCUUCGUGUUUGGAGGAUUCAUGGUCUUUUUCAUCCUUGGUGCCUACUUCUGUGUUCCCGAAACUCGCAUGCGCACCUAUGAGGAGUUGGAUGAGCUGUUCAUGAAUCGGGUGCCUACUCGGCAAUUCAAGAAAUAUGUUACUGUGGCCGAGCGACGCGCCGCGGAGGCCUACGCUACGGAGCACAAACUGCCUGAGCCCAGACCGUCCGAGCAGGAGCGAGAGGUCUGA
Messenger RNA from Penicillium macrosclerotiorum, 1638 nucleotides. RefSeq names its product general substrate transporter. Bases 1 to 1638 code for a protein of 545 amino acids. Gene Ontology annotation, cellular component: membrane. Gene Ontology annotation, biological process: transmembrane transport; carbohydrate transport. The record is from RefSeq and is a predicted model, not a curated record. NCBI's taxonomy places the organism in Eukaryota, Fungi, Ascomycota, Eurotiomycetes, Eurotiales, Aspergillaceae. Gene Ontology annotation, molecular function: carbohydrate:proton symporter activity. The transcript has 2 exons.